Molecule: messenger RNA, 909 nt
Organism: Schizophyllum commune H4-8
Lineage: Eukaryota; Fungi; Basidiomycota; Agaricomycetes; Agaricales; Schizophyllaceae
Exons: 3
Coding region: 1-909 (302 amino acids)
Source: RefSeq, a predicted model, not a curated record
AUGUCCCGCACCCAACAGCAGAAGCAGAAAGAUGCCAAUAAGGGGAAGUUCACAGAAUGGCAGAUGUCCGAACCACAUCGAGGCCGCGUGCAGCGUGUCCCUGCUGCACUUGAACGUGCUCGGCGUACAGGCUAUGACAGUGUUCUCCCUCCCACGAUGCACUGGGUGGAGGCGACUUCGACGACAUUUCUUUCUGCUCAGUUCCCAGAGUCCUACAUCGAGCAACACUACAAGGUAGUCAGCGCUGAUGAGCUGGUCGAUGCGGUGCUCGCGUUCUGCAAAGACGAGGAUGUCUCUUUCUACGGCUUUGUCAUCGAGACGAACGUGAAGUCUGGACCCGCCGUCGACGAUCCCGUGGACGCUCCCGGCCUUGUUGCCUUGCAUCUGAAAGGCGCGGAUCUGGCUAAAGAUACUCGGGCUCAGUGGAUGCAGUUGUUCAAGAAGGCAAAGGUGCCGCACCUGGUGGACUGCCGCAUCUUCAUGCCCGGCAAGCUGUACAAGCCCUUCGAAGGCUCGAUCUUCGACUUUCUGGGAACGGCGCUUGGCAGCCUGACACACCUCACUCUGCAACUGGCGUUCUACGACAAGGAAGGACUCGAGAAAUUUCUUUGCUCCGACGGCGCUGCCUCUCUCAUAUCUCUGGAACUGCAGACCAACAGCCAGGUGACGAAGAACGUGGCGAACGCGCUCUCUCGCCGAAACGCCCACAGGCUCCCCAACCUGCGCAAACUGUGCCUGCGCCUGAAGAAAGACAGCGUCGACGAGCUCUUUGAUGCGCUUUGCAAGCGUUACGACUUGGGCGCUAAACAACCUCUGCAGGUCGAGCUCAGGUCCGACAUCAGCGACAAGAUUUAUCACAAGGCUCGCACCAUGGGGAUCACCUUCGACGAGCCGUCCGUCUUCCGCUAG